AUGACUUCCCUCUCUGCCUACUUCUGCUUUUGGAGGGCAAGUUUUCUCACGCCCCUGGCGCGCAAGAGACAACACUGGCGGCAGAAGUUGCUCGCAGGGCGUGAUUCCAAUCCCAGUCCGGUUGACAGCGGGCCAGGUCGUGCGCUUGCAGCCCGGAAGUUAUGUGAGUUUUAUACCUACUUUCAUGAAACUAUUCGCAAGCGCGACAUGCAUUAUGUGGCGGCUAACCUCCUCAAUCCCCUCACAGAGCCAGAGCAGCUAUCCUAUGCCGAGCUGGCGGGGCCAGUCAUGGUGCAGUGGUUCGUGUCCCACUGUUGGCACAACCCUUUCCCAGACCUCGUAGAGAGUUUGCGCCGCCUUGCACUCAGCUUGGCGGAUGGCGAUAAAUCUUGGCAAGAUGUGGGCUGCUGGAUCUGCUCUUUUAGCAACAACCAGUGGCGCCUGGAUAUUGAGCUCGGAAAGGGUGAUCCUAUGGCCUCCUCCUUCAAUUUGGCACUGCUGAGCCCCACCUGCAAGGGGACGGCCAUGAUCUUGGACGAAAAUGCGCAGGCAUUGCGGCGAUCCUGGUGUCUUUUUGAGGUCUUCCAGACCUUCCGCCUUAGUGCAGAGCGUCGCGACCACGAGGGCUUGCUGAUGUGCACACCGGCAGGCGUUCUACAAAGAGGCGUCGCCAGCGUUGACACCGUAGUGGUGUUGGCACAGACGCUAUCGAGCAUCAGGAUGGAAGACGCUUCGGCAUCCCUGGUGGAGGAUAAGGUCAUGAUCGACUCCUGCGUCCAAGCAAUGGAGGGUGGCUUCGGUGCUGU
Symbiodinium pilosum is the source of this 806-nucleotide messenger RNA. The record is from the annotation of a GenBank genome assembly. NCBI's taxonomy places the organism in Eukaryota, Dinophyceae, Suessiales, Symbiodiniaceae.